Messenger RNA from Pistacia vera, 357 nucleotides. Its product is annotated as zinc finger BED domain-containing protein DAYSLEEPER-like. The transcript is spliced from 2 exons. The coding region runs from base 1 to 357 and encodes 118 amino acids. The record is from RefSeq and is a predicted model, not a curated record. NCBI's taxonomy places the organism in Eukaryota, Viridiplantae, Streptophyta, Magnoliopsida, Sapindales, Anacardiaceae.
AUGACCUUAACUCCUUAUCAUUUUGAUCAAGAGGCAGGGAGGAAGGACCUUGCAACUAUGAUUGUUCUAUAUGAGUAUCCUUUGAGCAUGGUUGAUCAUUAUGGGUUUAGAAGAUUUUGCAACACCGUUCAACCGUUGUUCAAGGUUGUGAGCAAGAACACUAUUAAGAAGGACAUAAUGAAGAUUUAUGGCUUAUUGGUGAUUGGACAAGCAAUUGCAAGAAUCUGUGAAAGUGUUGCUUAUUGGUCAACAUUGCCCCAAAGAGAGCAAAAAUUUGUUGAAGCAUCACAUCAAAUGGGCAUUGAAAGUACGAAGAAGUUGGCUCUUGACUAUAAGACUCGUUGGAACUCAACUUAA